AUGUCUGCUAUACAAGCCAUCUACAUCCGAGGCUACGAAGAACGCACGGAACCCAAAAUACAUGUCGUGUAUAGAAUAGAGAUUCAAGCACAUGUGCGGUCGUGGAAUAUGUGGAGGAGAUACUCCGAGUUCGACGAUCUGCACACGGAACUCACAAAGUCCACUGGCUCUCCACCGCCCAACCCUCUACCUCCCAAGCAUAAGUUCGCUUUAUUCCGAUCGCACAACAACGAGAAACUACUCGAGGAACGUCGACUGGGCCUCGAGUCGUACCUGCGAGCAAUAGUCAGCGCGAAGGAUGAAAAGUGGCGGGAUUCGUUCGCCUUCAAAGACUUCCUGGGGGUGCCAAUAGGUCGGCAAGGUGGCACCAAUGGGGGCCCGAUAACUCAGUUCUCCUCGUCUUCUUGGCUGGAUGAACACAUCGAGCUCCAGAACUCCAUCCGCGACAUCCGCGCCGACAUCAACAAACGAGACGCACUGGCUGACCGCGCCGACGUCGUAGCUGCGCACAAGUCCAACGUCAACGCGAAGAAGAAGCUCGCCGGUGUGCUUACCCGCAUAGGCGCACUUGCUAUGGGGCUGGAGGAGUUGGCCAAGUCAGGUCUGAGUGAGGGGGAGCUGCAGAGGCGGACGGAUAUGGUAUCACGGUUACAGGAUGACUGCGAGAAGCUGGGGAAGAUGGUUAGCAUCGCGAAGAUGUCCUCGGCUUCUCGUGCUAGCGCAGCUGCUACCGGAGGGCUUUCGGCGUUGAAUCCUGCGCCGGAGUCGGAGAGGGAGGCCCUUCUCGGUUCUACCAGCACAUCACGUCCAUUCAGCCGGGUGUUUGGUGCUGCGGCGAAGCAGCCAGCACAGGAAACAGCUCAAACACGUCCGCUGGACGACCAUGGUCUAUUGCAGCUGCAACAAAACCAGAUACAAGGCCAAGAUCAACAACUCUCGCAGCUCACUACGAUCCUCCAGCGACAAAGACAUCUUGGUGAAGCUAUUGGGAGUGAAAUAGCUCUUCAAAUCGACAUGUUAGCCGAUCUCAACAACGAGGUAGACCGCGUUGGCGGGAAGAUGUCGGCUGCUAACAAGCAGAUGAACAAACUUAGGUAG
Molecule: messenger RNA, 1098 nt
Organism: Pleurotus ostreatus (oyster mushroom)
Lineage: Eukaryota; Fungi; Basidiomycota; Agaricomycetes; Agaricales; Pleurotaceae
Exons: 1
Coding region: 1-1098 (365 amino acids)
Cellular component (GO): intracellular membrane-bounded organelle
Molecular function (GO): phosphatidylinositol binding
Source: RefSeq, a predicted model, not a curated record